Molecule: messenger RNA, 14384 nt
Organism: Astrephomene gubernaculifera
Lineage: Eukaryota; Viridiplantae; Chlorophyta; Chlorophyceae; Chlamydomonadales; Astrephomenaceae
Source: the annotation of a GenBank genome assembly
GACCUACUUACGAUAUUCCUUAGGUGCAGACAAUUGGGCUAUUCAUCCGUGACCGGCUCCCGAAGUUAUGGCAUCAGCUUUCCUCUUUUCUCUACCUUUCUUCAACCCCUUUCUGGGAUAGGUUACACGAUGUCGUCGUAGACUUAUUCUAGGCCACAGUCAAUCAACGGUUGUGGACCUUUGGAAUGGGCUGUGGGGCUUCCAAACUUCCUUGUUCAGGUCCACAUGCUGUCGUGAACCCGUGUCCAGUACAACGCUCGGCACCCAGCCGCCCAGCAGCAAGGCUAUUUGUGGAGUUCGCGCCUUCUGCAGAUGGCCUACAGUCGCCGUUGCCAGUCCUCAAGCCAGCGGUGCUCACUGUAGGUCCCGCACAGUCGGUUUGUGAGGCUUUCCAACGUCUGCUGGAGCUGCUGCAUCAGCAGCUGCCACAUGAUUUUCCCAACGUUCUUGAGGUGUACAGCCUCGAGCUGCAGGGUACUACCCUCUGCAGCCUCGAUGACGUGCAAGGAGGUGACAAGGGUGAGGUUAGCAAGGACGUGGACGACACCUUGUUGGACAAGCUGGGUGACGCAGCCAGUGGCACAAGAACCGUGCUUACUGCUCGUGUGCGUGAGGCAGUCGGCGGCCCGUAUGUGACGGUGAGCCUCCAGUCUGACACCGGCGAGCCCAUCACCACUAAGGUCCGGUUGGACCUUCCGCUGCUAAACGCACCAGGAGCCACCAUCGCCGACCUAGUCAGCGUAGCCGUCAAGAUUGCAGGCGGCAGGUACACGGUGAUUGAGGAGGAUGCGGAAGUCCGGGCCUUGGUGUCCAUUCCGCAUCGUGACGAAAAGGCGUUGCUGCGUACGACUGAUCCUCUCACGACGGCUUUGUGCCCAGGAGAUGCCGUCCUGCUUGAGGGUGUGACGUGCUCAGGAGCGCUUCGACCGGAGGUGGGGACUGUGAGCGGUACGCUGGCACCCAUGCAGCCAUCCUCUGGGCCGUCAAGUGCAUCCAGCCGGCCGCCUUCACCCAAGCCGCGCAAGUCGGAGAUUUUGCCAGAGCCGUCUAGGCCUUUCCGGAAUGGACAAUUGCCGCCGAUUCCUUCCGCACCGAGUCCGAACACUCUGCUGGAGAAGGUCUUUCCUUCACAACCUUGGAGUGGACGGCGCCUGCCGCCGCUUGAGCCGCAGAAGGCCCAAUCUCUUACGUCUGCAGCUACAGUGCUUGCGGCAACGUGUAAUCCAGUGACGGCGCAACCCUUGGCAACCCCAAAGUUACACCCAGAGCCGCUCCUGCAGCUUGGACUUUACCUACCUGCAGGUCAGGUUCCUGCUGAGACUCGCAUAGAUGACGUUGACAGCAGAUCAGGCGCUGGCGGACCCCUGCCCCCGGCCACCGCCACAACAGCAGUUGAUGAAAGUUUCCUUCCUGCAACAGCUGCCCGGGCCGCUCAGCGCAUGCGGGAGCUGGCUUUGGGCUCACUACCCGCACCCCUGCAGCCGAAGCGCCCGUGUGGCCAGGGAAGCGAUGCACGCCUCGCACACCUGCUGGCGUAUGCGGUGCAGGCUGUGACAACGGGCCAAGGCAAUAGGCAAGGCAUGCAGCUCGCGAAGGUUGCCGGCGCGCAUGCGGGGCAGGUGGAGGCCUGCGUCGGCGUGAUGGCCGCACUGGAGGCAAGCGGCUUGCCGCCGUUCCGAGUGCUUGUGGUGUCUCACCCGCACGAGCUGCUGCAAGCUGUCGCUGCAGUUGGAAACGGCGGUUUUGUGAGCCGCACGUCGCUCGGCCGCGGGCUGCUGCAGCACCUGAUGUUGGCCGCAACCCAACCGCUGCGCCAGCUGCUGCCAGCAGCAACCGUACAUCUCGCGCCUGAUAGCCGCAGUCACCUUGUAGUGCCCUCUGUGAUAGGCGGCCAGCUUCGACGCCAUGGAGUGGCUACGUCCAGCCCAUGCCUACAGGAGUAUGUGGACAACUUCGCUGCGAAAGGCUGGGCGCAAUACAAGAAGGACGACCUGCCAACCCCUGUGAUAAUGGAUGUGCUGAAGGAGGUGGUGGCAGGUGCUGCCGUCGGGCUUGAGCGGGUAGCGGCUUGGCUGGGGCUGCCGGCACUAGAGCUGCUGCUGACAGCGUGCAGCGCUUGGGAUGGCAGCGGCAUGGGCAUAUGCUGGUACAAGCGGAUUUCACUCCUGAUGCAACCCGAUGUGGGCCAUCCCGCUCCUGGUGCUUGCCCUCCUGUACUGUCGCUCGGUAGCAAGCAAAGUGACAGCCUUCAGAAUGUGUCCUUCCCGCCCGCACACCGGCUUCAUGCUGGCAAGCUCCAGGUAGCACGCGUGUACGUGCGUCUGGAAGGGCUGCAGCAGAUGUUGGCCCUGCUGCGUGUGCCGACGGUGCUGCCGCACUUGUCAGCAGGGGCGUCAGCGGGACCUGCACCCAGGCGUGCGGCUGGAACAUCGGCGAAAACACAAAGCGGAGGCAAUGGUGGCCGUGUGGCCUCAGCGCCGCCCGCUAAGCUGGCUAUGCGACUCGCCCAGGUGGACUUGGCGCUUGGUCGGGUCCUGCAGGCGUUCACAGCGCUCGCGGCCGUGCCACCUGAGGAGCUGGUGCUGUUGCGCACACAGGUGCCCGGCACGUUGUCUGCACUGGCGCGCUUUCUCUCUAACUCCGCAGGGCAGAUGGGUUCGCCGCUGGCGCUUUGGGUGCUGGAUGCCGGCUGCGGCAGCGACGCAGCUGUUUUGGUCGUGCAGCUGGCCACUGAGGCCAAGUGGCGUGGCGGGCGGCCUAAGAAGCAGCUUUACCCUGGUGGCAUGGUGGUGGUGGUUGGCCCGCUGUCCAGCAACACCGACGGGACCCACCCUCCAGCAGCAUCUACUUCGGCAAGCGGCAAGGGCUCUGGCGGCAGCGAGCAGGACCGGUCUGAUACAGUGCGUGACGUGCUGGUGCACAUGAUGGACAAGGCAGAGAAAUGCACUGCUCCUGAAAAGCAGGCAGCUGCGCUGCAUGCGUUGGCAGCAGUGAUACGCGCAGCCAGCCCCAAAGGAGGCAGGGACGGGCCAGCGCAACUGCAGGGCCCGCUGGCGGGACACUACCCAUUAGCGGACGUCCUGCAGCCAAAUCAGCUCGGCAGGCUGCUAUGCCUAGCAACCGGCUGUGUCACGCCAGCGUCCGCGGCAGUGCACGAAGCAACAGGCCCGGCGACCGCUAUCCCCGCACUAGCUGCCGCCGCCAACACUGGCACCACGGGCAGCGGCGGCAAUAGCAGCUGCUGCGCGCCGCUGUUGGAGCCCGCGCCCUGUCGUGCGCAUCUCCUGGCGGCGCUGAAGCCGGUGUUGCUUGACACCCUAGAUAAGGAGCCGGACGUGGCGCUGGAGCUGAUGAUGACGUGCGUGCGCCGUGCAGCGGCACCUGCACUUGAGGUGCUGCUGGGACUUGGCUACCUGGAGCAUCUCGCUGCGCCAGGGCCCUGGGGCAAGCGCAUGGCCUGCAAAGGAGACGACCCGCUGUGCCCCUCGUGUAUUGAGGAGGACGAGGGCGUUUGGGACAGUGAUGCCGAGAAGAAGGCCAUGCAGGAUCGGGCCAAGGAGGAAGCUGCACUGUGGGCACAGGAAGCCAAGGGCCCACAGUCGCCGCUUUCCUGGGCAGAGGCAGCUCAGGGUGCGCUGCUUGCUGCUUGCGUGCUUGAGCAGUCGCAUGACUGCCUGGCAGCACUGCUGGCGCGUGGCGCUUUGCCGGAUAGCCGCACCACCGGCUGGUGGAUGCUUAGCGGCAUUGUGUCUGCUGCUGCAGGCGGGCCGCGUUCUGGUGUGCCGGCUGCGGGGCCUGCGGCAAGCAGAGAGGGCCGCUUACCCGAGCACGGGCUUAUCCUGCCGUUUGCCACCUGUGGCCCGGUAUUGCCUAACAGGCGAACGGACAGCCCGCCAGUUAACAGCGCGGCUCAGGUGCGUGCCUUGCACAUCGCGGCGGACAUGGGCGAUGAGCGCUCGGCGACGCUGCUUCUGCAUGCUGGCGCAUCUACGCACCUGUGCUGCUUUGGUUGCCAGGUCCUGACAGCAAAAGGUAGAGUCGCCCCUCGUGGCGGCCGUGGCGGCCAUGGUGAUGGUGGCAGUGACAACGAGCAGAAUGCCAGCAAUGACGCCGCGGGGCCAGCUCCUGAGCUGUUGUCGGCUCUGGACCUUGCGGAGCUUCAUGGUACCUCGGGGCUUGUGAGAAGGAUGCGGGAAGCUGCACCGCUGGCUGGGGCGGCGCUGGCGCCCCUGCGCUUCGUGCGGCUGCAGCUUGGCAGCGUGCUGCUCUGCAGCACCGUGCGCGUGCUUCGCCUCGCAGGAGCGGGCCUGCGCUCCAACGACGUGGCGGACCUGUGCAGUGCGCUGCAGGUGUCGCCCGCUCUGAAGACGCUGAAGCAUUUAGACCUGCGGUUCAAUGAGCUGGCCACGCCACGAGCGGCAACAGGAUCAUCGCCAUCGGCUACCGUGGACGAGCAUGGCCUGGUCGCGCUUUCCUGCCUGCUACGAGCAGAACGUGCCGCGCUACGCGAGCUGCACCUGCUUGGGCCUGCCUGGCAGACACCAUCGGUGUUGGCCACGCCUGCCGCCGCUGGCCUGGUUGUGGCGUUGCUGGGGCCCUUGUGCGGUGUCACGCAGCUGGACUCUCUGGCGCUGACUCGUGGCUCCGGUUCCAGUGCUGAGGGUGAAGAGGACGGCGGGCAGAUCAGCGCAGGCAGCGUGAUCCUAAUUGGUACGACAGUGCACAACAUUCCGCGGUCCAGCGCGCUGAAGCUACUGCGGAGCUGUAAUGCAGGGACCCAGCUGCUUGGCGUUGACACAUCAUCCAGCACGGCUGGUGGAAGCAAGGAGCAGGAGCAUUUGCGGUUGUCUCGGGUAGGAGAAGUGCGCAAAGCUUUCUGCAGGUCCGAUCAGCUUUAUGAUGUACCUGCGCUGGUGAGUUCCUGGCGGCCUCAAAACUGGCACUUAGCCACGGAGUCCUUGCAUGGGCCCCUUGGCUCCCAACUCGUCGCUUCGUGGCUGGGCUCUGAGAGCCCACCAACAGCAGUCAAUGUGCUGCUGCCGUUGCAGCCUCAAUCAUGGGCCCCAAAUGCUGGUGGCGAAAGCGGCAGCAUUGGCGUUUCUACAGCCAGCACCCCGGAGGGCGAUCUUGCAGCGCUGCUGGGCACCAACUGUCGCUUGCAGCACAUGACUCUGGUGCUGUUGCCAUCCAGUAAGGCCCUUCACGGCGGUGGCAAAGACACCGUUCCGGACGGCAAUGCAGUGGCAGUGCCUCAUAACGGCCUUAUGCCUGCCAUUGGCAGCAGCAGCAGCAGUGGAGGCAUGGGGACGCUUGCCACAUCUGUCACCCGGUGUGAAGAAGCCGUGGCCUUCAUCAAGAAGCUCGCGGCUGCAAUUCGUGGCAGCGCCGGCGGCGGCACCAGCCAUAGCCUAGAGACGUUCAAUCUGCUGCUGGAUAUGCCGGGGCUUUCACCGCCUCAGGAGCUGUCACUGCACAGCGCACUGCAGGACCUCUGGGCGGCGCUGCAGGUGAUGACGUGGCUAACACACGUCAAUGGCACGCCUAUAUCAGCGGCUGGCGUGGCAACACCGCUGGUGCGCUGGCUACCGGCGUUGCUGCUUGAGACAGAGCUGCCCGUUAGCACGGUGGUUGCUGAGAUAGAAGACGGCACGGCGCCUGUGGGAGCCAAGAAGGGUGGCGCGGGCGGCACGGCGCUUGUGCUCGUGGGCGGGUCGCCCAACAGUGAGGAGGCUGCGGAAGGAGCUGUUGCGCUUCCAGAAACCACCGCCAGCUUUGCUCAUGUGCACCUCCACGACCUCGGGGCUGUGAACGAGCUCCUUCUGGCUGCUCUGCUACCUGUCGGCAUGCUCCCUGGCGUCAGCUUCAGUGUCAGCGGUCCCGAGGGCUGGAACAACGGCGACGGUGGGGGUAGCAUAAAAUCAAGCAUGGCUCCGACUAUGCAGAUCAAUGCGCAACUGCUCGAAGGCCGCUGGGUACUGGCAGCUGCUCUUGGGCACCAUGCGCUGCGCUGCAACCGCGAGGGCUGGGAUAGCUCCCACCUGCGCAUUGAAGUCUCGUCUUGCAGCAGCAGCAACAGUAGCAGCAACAACAGCAGCAGCAACAACAGCAGCAGCAACAGUAGCAGCAACAACAGCAGCCACGGCAGCAGCAGCAACAGCAGCAGCAGCAGCAUGGAUGACGAGGUGCAGGCUGGUGCCUCCAUCGCUCACACAAUUCAGAUGUUGGAGCUGCUGGCCUGUUUGCUGCCCCGCCACUUCCCGCAGCUCACGCACCUAGACCUCUCCUUCUUGGACCACGUAUCGUACGAGGUGCUGCCUGCCCUGCACGCAAUGCUGCGGCAGCUGCACCUCACGCACCCGGCACUGCGGUGGGUCUGCGGUGUUGAGCGGUGCGGUGUCGCACUGGGAUCACAUGCAACACGCUCGCCUGUGCCACCAAGCGCCACGCCGCCGACGUGGGCGCGGCCGCUGAGUGCAGCAGUAGCGCGCGUCGUCAGCAGCCGGGGCUGUGGCGCAACUGAGCCACCCCCGGCAGCUGUGCCGAGUGAAGAAAUGGCGGUGUGGGAUCUGGCAGGCGCCAAUGCCGAUGGAGCCGCUGACUGGCUUCGCCAUCAGGUGGAGCUGGGCUGGCGGCUACCAGGUCGUGAGUGCACCCUGCGCCGGCUGACUCUCCAGCAUGGCUCGUCUGGCUUGGCGCUGCUGCAUGGGCUGCAGAACCAACUGCAGGCACUUGAAGAGCUGCGCGUUUGUGGCAUGAGCUAUGGAGAGUGGCCCAUCAGCUGUGGCCUGGUCCGCAAUGACCUGCUGCUUCUGGCACGCCUGCUACCGACUAUGCCGCAGCUGGUUUCACUAUUGGUGGAGUUUCAGGCUCCAACCGGCAAGAAGGAGAAAUGCGCAACUGGCCAUAGAAUCCCAAAAACCCCUGCGCGAACCUGCUAUUUGCGCAAGAAGCUGCUAGUAGGGCUCAACGCAGUGGCUGUGAUGGCGGUGCGGCACCCUAACCUGAAGACACUCAAUGGUGUGGAGCUGGAGCUGUACCGAGGCAAUUCCAGCAGCAGCAGCAGUGGAUCCAUUCCCGGAGCCAUGACGGUGAAUGGUGCUGCAUCUCCCCUCGAGCUGGCGCUGCGUAUCGCUGUGCUGCUAUCUGCGCCAGCUUCUGUGACAGCGGCAGUUCGGCGGUUGUGCGUCCGUUAUCCGUCCCCGCAGCAACAGUGGGUGUCGCUGCACGCCAGCGCCGCAGCUGUUCAGUUGAAGCCCGCAUUUACCCACGACGACUGCUCUACUGGCGCAGCUAUUUCCCUUGCUGCCGUCGCCGCUGCACUUCAGGAGGCGGCUGCGGCGUCGGCGCCCUUCGGCAGGGGCGCCUGUGUUGCAGCUCAGGACGGCAGCGAAGAACAUGUUAAAAGCAAGCAGCACGGCGAAAUUGCGGACCAGCAACAGGCGAAUGUCUGCUCGCAUCAGUCAUCCCUGGGCUGGACUGAUUAUGCAGUCGCGCCACUGCUGCGAUACCGUCUUGUUCAGCUGGUGGAGUUGCAGCUGCUGGGCGUGCCUGCCAGGGAAACGGCGGGCUGCCUGACUGAGCUGGCGGACGUCCUGCCCAGCAUGGUGCAGCUGCGUUGCCUGGAGGUGCAGUACGUGUCGCAUUGUGCCGCCGCUUUUGAUUCGUGCAUGCUCCUGGCCGAGGCCUGUAGUGCCCACCCAGCGCUGGCGGUCGUGAACGGCGUCGCAUUGCACACCGGUGACGCAGCCGUCGGCUCACAAAGUUGCAGCAGUGGUACUGCAAACGAGGUGGCGGUGGUUGCAGUUGAGGGCGGCGACGGGCGGGAGCUCAAUACCUGCAUGCAGGUGGUGUUAUUGCUGCAGCGCGCGACCCAGCCGACAUGCCCGGCACUAUCAUUUAAACUGGUGAUGUCGGACAGUUCCAACCGUCGCGACGCCAGCCUGCUUCUGGAGAGCUUGUCACGGCAUAUCAUGCGACGAGUCCUGGCCCUGGGCGCCGCUCUGCCGCCCAAAGCCCGCAGCGACCUCGAAAGAGCACUUGCAUCGGGCGAGGUAGCGCUGGCACUGCAUGGCACUGUGAUGCUGGCGCGUAACAAUGCGGGCAGCAGCUGCUCGACGGACCCGGCAUCUUCAGCGCUGCACAUCAGCGCUCUGUCGGCCAUGGUGGUGAAGCUGACGGUCAAGGAGGGAAAUGCCCCGCUCUUGCGUGCACUCCGUGCCCUGAGCUGGCUGCUGGCGCCUGCCGUGGCUCCGGAAGGUGUCUUGCAGGAGCUCUACGUGCUCUGCUCCUCCAAGGAACGCCUCUCGUGGCAGCCUGGCACUGCUGAGGAUGAUCUUUGGGAUAUCAAGCUGGAUGGCGUUUCCAGGCGGCGCCUGGAAGCGCUGGUGGCGUGUGAUGCUCAAGGCAGCAAGGCUUCAAAGCUUCUGGAGGGUCUUGUGCUUCGCUUGUUACGGGACCGCGGCCUGCGAAAGGUGCGCCUCACCGAACCGCUGUCUGGCAUCCUCGACGUCCUCUGUUCCGACGCUUGCGCUGGCAGCGUGGAGGCUGGGCCGGAUGGCCUGACACGCCGACUCCUGGCGGCAGCAGUGGAAACAUCAGAUCCCUGCCGCGGCGCGGCUACACUCCACGGUUUGCCGUUGGAACUGCUCAGGAGCGGCCGCGUGCGUGGAGUGUACAUGGACGGCGGCAUGCUUGCGCCCGAGAACGGUGCAAGGUUGAAAGCGUUCACGCUGUUGGUCGCACCGACGGAUGCCGGCAACACCGACAGCAGCGAGGCUGCAGAGGAGAACGAGGAGGCGGAGGAGAACGAGGAGGCGGUGGAGGCAGAGGAGAACGAGGUGGUGUUGGAGGAAGUGCAUGUUACUGAUGGCCAGCUGGCGGCGGUAGUGGCGCUGGCGCUGCUCCCUCCUGCCGCCUUUGCCAAUGUGCGGCUUGGCUCAGGCGCUCCUCGCUUGUUCAUCCUCAAGCAGCUCAUCCGCCUCAGCCCCGUGCUGGUUAGCACAGGUGCCCUCUACCUCAAGAGUUCAGCUCGAGCACCAAGGCCGCCAGAGCAGCUCCAGCUGAGCUCGCUUUCCAUGGGGACCUGCCCCGUGCCGGUCAGCAGUGGCGUGUUCCGGCAGCUGCUGGUGCUGCUGCAGCGGCACUGCUGGCCACAUGAUGACAGUUUGCAAACGGUGGAGGUCACCCUAGCUGCUCCAGAGAAGUACGGGUCAGGCGCAGACGAUGACUUCCGGGACUUUGCGGUGGCGUUGCUGCACUGUCCCAACUUAAGGAAACUGUCGUACAAGUACGCCCAAAUUUACUACGGCCGGACUACUUCGGACUACUUCGGCCUGCUGCCGUCCUCUGCUGACGAUGCGGCCAAGUUCGACCGCCUUGCACGUGAGCUGAUGCAGAUGGCACUGCCGCCCAUUGACGUGCUGCGCUCAUAUGGCAGCUGGCAGGGAAUGGACCUGCGGCCCUUCCUUGGAGACAGUGGGGAUGAAGCCAGCAGCGAAGGCGUCACAGCGCCACUCACAGCCUUGGAGUUCGAUGGUUCCAAGCUCCUCAUCAGCUGGGAUGCACCCUUGCUGUCUGUGGACACGGCAGACCGUGUCCUGAGCUACAACCGUUCAGAGAGGAAUGCCAUCCUCGUGCUUGCACUGUUGCGCGCUAUGCCGCGCACCUUCCGAUGGCAGCAACAGUAUGGGGUGGACAACGAAGAAGCGCUGCUGGUGGCGUGGCGGGUGAGAGACCUCCUGCAGUCUUCGCCUAGUAGUGCGCCGGUGCCAGAGCAUCUGGAGCUUUCAUUCCCUCAGCCAGCCCACCAGCGCGCUGCGCUGCUUCAGUCACUGAAGGCGCGGCCUGGCUGUCAAUCUACGUUGCGUGAGCUGGGCAUGGAGCUGGAACGAUGUAGAUGUUCCUAUAAUGAUGGUGAAUGGCUCGGUGCCGUCCGCUCCACGGUGUUGGAGCUCGCCUCGACCUUCGGUUCUCUCACCGAGCUGAACUUUGACUUCCGUGACGAGUAUAGGAAGAUCCUCGAGUCCCUCGCGGAGGAACCUGGGAGGGCCCGCAUUAAGGUGGAGAGCGAGGACGCAUUCAUGGCGCGGCUGUUCAGCAGCAUCCGGGCGGAGGCGCUGCGGCAGGACACCUUCCAUGGCCUGCCGGUUCAGCUUGCAGCGACCGGGGCAUUUUCACGCAUCGAGCUGAGCCGCUGCAACGUCAAGCUGUUCAGCGCAGCUACUAUGGAACCGGCGGCUAUUGGUGGCGGCUCAGCAGCAGACGGCGCAGCUACUGCUGAAGAAAGCCCGGCUGCAAGCUCUGGAUCAGCUACCUCCUGCGCAUCAUAUGUCGUGACUCCGCUGGGCCCCUUGGUGCUUCUUGCGCUACUGCCCGCGUUGCCUCCUGCGCUGGUUGUGGGGGGUGACUUCGGCUUCCCGGUGCACUGGCUGUUCUGGCGCCUGCGGCAGCUGUGCGCUGCAAGCAGCAGCGAGUGUGCUGCUAAUGUGGCUACGACCGGAGGCAAAGGACAUGAGAGCUGUAGCACGCCUGCAGAUGUAAGAGGCGCCGGCUUAACGGUGCUGGAACUGAGCGUCGGCCAAACCAGUGACAAGGAGAAACUGCAGCUGGCAGCGCUGCUGCGGGCUGCCACGGGCUUGGAGUCGCUUAAGUUUUCGUUCCAGACGUAUUCCCGCUGGACGCACCGGUGUACCGAGACCCAAUGGCAACCUCACGUGGAGCUGGCGGCAGCGGUGCUGCAGGCGCCAGCGUUGCACGAGCUCUCCCUCCUGGGCCACGUUGAGAAUGAGGACCCCAUGCCUCUUACGUCAUUUAAGAAGCUGGUGACUAUGGACCUUGAAAGCUAUAAAGACGCCGCCCUGGAGGCGCUAGCAAAGGCGCUGAGCGUACCGCAGGAGCUACUGACGCGGCCACCACAGGAAGUUCUCGCCUAUGUGCGCGAAUUGAGGGAUGGGCAGGCGUUUUCCUACCGCUGCAAACUGAUGCUGGUUGGACCGGGCAGCUCUGGCAAGACCACGCUGGUCAUGCGGCUGGCCCACGACGAGUUCCGGCCGGACAUCGCAACUACGGACGGGCUGGGCGUUCACGAGUGGGCGCUGCCGCUGACGGUGGAUGCGCUGCGAGACGCGGGCGCGGAUGUCCCGGCGGGCAGUCUUGGGACGAACGACAAGAUGACAUUCUCGUUGUGGGACUUUGGCGGCCAGGAUGAGUACAACAGCACGCAUGCGUUCUUUAUGGCCAAGCGUGCGGUUUACCUUAUCGUGUACCGGAGCCGUGACGAUGGCGAGCUGGACAAGCUUACAGCCUUCAUGCGUCGCAUCCAAGCACUCGCGCCCGGCUCCCCCAUGGUGCUCGUCGGAACGCAUGCGCUCGAGGCCAUUGACAAAGAUGGAGGCGUCUACGUUCCGAGGCGGCCGAAGCAGUCACAUUUUAAAGCCUUCCCGAGCCUGCACAAGGAGGCAAUGUUCAUCAGCAACAAGACAGGCGCUGGUGUGGAUGCGCUGCGGCAGGUGGUGCUGCGCAUGGCGCUGCAGCAGCCGGGCACUGGUGAGCGCUUGCCUGCGUCCUUCGUCAAGCUGCGGCAGCAGGUGCGACUGGCGGAGCAGUCCGUCGGUGCUGGCCGCGAGCCGCUGAUGCCUCUGCCGCAAUACGAGGCGCUGGCGGCGGAGGUUGGCGUCAGCGAUCCUUCGCAGCUGCACGUCUUUACCUCGCUGCUGUGCGACUUUGGCGACCUGCUGCACUUCGCGUCGGUGCCGGGCCUGGACGACGCGGUGGUGCUGCGGCCGCAGUGGAUUGCGGAGGUCAUGGCGCAUGUAGUCACCAAGAACAGCCGCAAGCUGCAGCAGCUGAAUGGUGGGCGCGUGGAUCGGACUGCGCUGCUGCAGCUUAUGCGGGAAGUGAGUCCCACGCGCGCGGAGGCACUGGUGUCGCUGAUGCAGUGCUUCAGCCUCCUGCAUGCAAUUGAUGAGGACAAGGUAUUGGUGCCGCCGAUGCUGCCAGAAGAGUCCAGCUCGGAGCUGCUGUACGAGGAAGCUGACAAGUGCCAAGCUGAUGAGCGCGCCGGUUGGCGCUGGUGGCACGCGCAGUACGCCUACAGCUACCUGCCCGACGCGCUGCUGUGCCGUACGAUGUGCCGGCUGUUCGCGUUAAGCGAGGUGGCGGUGCUGGAGGCGUGGCGCUUCGGCGCGGUGCUGCGCCGUCACGGCCACCUGGUCCUGCUGACCCAGGGGUCAGCCAUGUUGGGUGAGCGCGACACGCUGAAGCUGACCGUGACUGGUCCAGCGCCCGAGAACCUCGGCGCGCGUGUGUCUGAGAUCCUCAAGGGCCUGCUUGCUGAGGCGUUCCCCGGUGUCAAGCUGGAGGACAUCCAGUACGGCUGCCCACACUGCUCGUCAUGCCAUGCCGAGCGCCUUGGGAUUUUCAGCUUAAAGGCGCUCAAGGCUGAAGGCGCGAGUGCUGAAGGCGCCAAAAAUGCCGGCGGAAAGGUUAAGUGCGGCACUUGUGGCAAGGAGACGGACCUGGCCACGAUGGCGCUGCUGGACGGCCAGGCGCAUCCCUGGCACGCGGCGUUGGCGCCGCCGCCACUGCCGCACGCGGCUGCCAUGGCGGUUUCACAGCAAGGAGCCGCCGCGUCCACGAGCGCAGCACGCACGAAGCCUCCUCUUGUGCCUGCAGGUGCGAAUGUCAACAAUCCGCAGAUGGAGCGGCUGGCGAGUGCACGGGAGGCCGCGAACGAGCGCGCGCUGUUGUCCACGCCGCAGCUGCCACCGCCAUCAAACGAAACCCAGACGAUCGCGAUGCUGCUGGAGAGGAUCCUCGUCAUAAACGAGCGCGUGGUGUCGCUGUCGGCGCAGUUCGGCAGCGUCCAGGCCUCGCUGGCCACCAAGAUUGACGGAGCCGCCGCCAAGCUGAGCAGCCAGUUGGGUGGCGUGCAGAGCUCGCUGGAGGGCGCAAUGCAUGAGACACAUGAGGACAUGGUGCUGCGCGUGCUGGCGCUGCACCGCACAGUGGUGGAACAGGACGCCAAGCCCAUGCCGGCGCUGCACGUGGUGCUGCCGAAGCAGGGCGGCGGCGCGUGGUGGGACCUCAAGGGCUACGUCAAGGCGCAGUUCACGCUGCACCUGCUGUGUGAGGAGCCCAGCGGGCCGCACAUCAACAAGGACCACCCCGGCUACGAGAUUGAGCGGCCUAAGGAGUGGCUACGCAAGCACGCGGGCGCGCUGCGGCUGCUGAGUCACGGUCUGGGCAUGGCGCUGGCCGCAGGCGCUUUGUCGAUCACGGGCGCGUCGGACCUUGGGCUGAGCCGGCUGGGCGAGAUGGUGGACACGCACGUGCUGGACGAGCCGCUCAAGGACUUCGACAAAAUGAACGAGCUGCUUACGAGCAUCCAGGAGGAGGAGCAGCGCUUAAAGGGCGGAAAGGCAGGGCAGGCGCUUCCACCGCCACCGCCAAAGGACAAGGCGGCGAUGGCGGCCUGGAUGGCCCAGCACCAGAUGGACGUGGCGGGCUGCCACGAGAUGCGGCGGGAGAUUGAGCUGAUCAUUCAGUCCAAGGACAACAAGUCCUGGGGCAACCUGCAGCCUGUGCGCCCGCUUUCGGGCGGCAUGCUGUGGCUGUGCAAGUGCCAUGCCGCGCUGCACGACACCUUCAAGCUUUGAUAAGGAGCCGGCCGGGCCGCUUUGCCCAGGUGUGCAACUUUUUAUGACGUGACAUCUGGGGUUGCCAGACUGUCGCAGGACAGCUUCAGGCAGUGAUGUGAGAAUGAUGGACGGGUCUGAUAACGAAAUGUUUUGUCCUACAUACGGUACUGCCGGAGAUGCUCUACCAGGGGCUUGCCUAUUGAGGCCUUUGGUAGUCAUGAUAGUUCGGAUGGCGGCGGUGCAGGCUAAGGGCGCGUGUGUUGUAUAGCCCUGAAACAGGUUCCCUGCGAGUCGGUUAUUACCUGCAGCGUGCGAACUGGGGGGUUCUAGCUUGUCCUGGGGCUGGCCCCAGUCCUUGCGGAUGCAUUACGGCUUGCUCUUCCUGGGCGCCUUUGGCAAUUGUGGCCGUUAAUCCGUUUUGAUGGGUCCGCUGCAUCAGCAAGCGCACCGGCGUUCAAACAAUGUUCGCUUGAUGGUAGAUACCGUGCUGAUGUUCAUCUGAUGCGUGUUGGACACGAGCACGUGCUGGUGCCCGGGGGAGAAAGGCUGAGCUGUGAUCUGUAUGGGUCUUUCCCCCCCCCCCCCGAGGUGUUAUCAGGAAUUGGAAUCCAGUAUUCGGCUGCUGAACUCGCGCCAGUGAGGGAAAGAAAACCACCCUUUGCCUACGUGGUGUAUCUGGAAUUCGUAGGUGCGGUGGAGUAGCUAUCCCACGCCCCAGCGGCUACAAACGCAAUUGCUGCUCUUUAG